This is a messenger RNA of Numida meleagris (helmeted guineafowl), 1566 nucleotides long. RefSeq names its product TRAF interacting protein with forkhead associated domain (gene TIFA). The record is from RefSeq and is a predicted model, not a curated record. Gene Ontology annotation, molecular function: protein binding. Gene Ontology annotation, biological process: canonical NF-kappaB signal transduction. Lineage: Eukaryota; Metazoa; Chordata; Aves; Galliformes; Numididae. The transcript is spliced from 3 exons. The coding region runs from base 24 to 788 and encodes 254 amino acids.
GCAGAGGUUACAAGAAGCAGCACAUGCAGCGUUGCACAACCCCAGGCUUUCCAGACGGCAGCAAGCCACGUUGCGCACAGCCAGCCUACUGCAGCACAGCACUCGGUAGGGCUGCCACCCACCUGAUCAGGCUGCCCACGGCCUCGUCCCACCUGGCCUCGGUACUUAGGGGAGCACAACACCUUUGGGCCACAGCGCUAUGCACACGCAGGACUCAUUUCAUCAUGACUUCUUUUGAAGAAGAUGAAACUGAAGAAACAGCAACAUGCCUCCACAUGACGUUUUACCAUCCAUGCCAACAAGACAAGAUGAUGUUUCGUUGCUUGAAUUUCUGUAAGCGAGAACAGGUCAGGGCAGAUGAAACGGCCAAGUUUGGCCGAGAUUCUAAUGUCUGCCAUUAUAACUUAGUGGAUACUCGUGUUUCUCGGAUCCAGUUUUCGCUGCAGUUCUACAGAAAACUUAACAGCUCAGAAUUUUGUUUUGAGAUAAAGAACAUGAGCAAGAAAACAAAGCUGACUGUGGACCAAACAGAAUUGGGUUACUUAAACAAAACUGACCUGCCAUGGAAGUGCAUCAUUUGCUUUGGGGACUACCAGAUUUUAGCAGAGAUUCAAGAAGGAGAGGCCAUGGAUUAUUUUGAGACUCACUUACACUUGGCUAAAGUGCCAAUCCUACAAGAAAGGUGCCUGCCAUCGCUGCAGCCCAUACCUGAGAAAGGCAUUUGCCCUUCCUUGUCUCCUUCUCAAGGCAAAAGCCCCAUAGAGAUUGAUGAAAAUGAGCCAUGCUAGCAGCGAGGAGGAGGCUGGAUGAGUUUUUGAACACGUGAAACCUACACAACUUCAUCUCAACCUACUGUGUCAAAUGGUUCUCACUGCUGUACAUCAGUCCCCUUACUCACUAUUUCCCGUACAGACAUACCAAGGUGUCUUGAUCUAACUACUGGAGGAGAUGGUCCAACAUAUAUAGUCCUGAAGGAAGAUUAAGGCAGCAAGAGGCCAAAUGCUGCCAACUGAUUUAUUACUCUUGGAUGGGCGCCGCUGGACAAGCUUUGAGCCAAAAUUUUUUCCAGCUUCUCACACCAGUACAUUACUUUGUUGAACAGAAACAGCAUGUCUGACACCAUGUUUAUUGGGGCAUACAUGCCCUCUGUUCAUCACAUAAACAUGUGAGAGACAUUUAAGGGCCGCUGAAGUCCAUGGCAGCAUAUUCAAUUCAAAACUGUGAUGGCAUGCCUAGAAAGUAUAUUUAGCAGGCAUUAAUAUUUUAUGCAGGCACAACAAUGUCUUAGCCCCAGCACUGGUUAGCUAAGGAGGGGUGUCACGUCUCACCGCAUUUGUUAUACUUUGUGUUUUGCUUUUGACAUUAAAUUCUGAACAGUAUUUUCAAGCCUAGGUUGUAACUUCCCAGAUUUUACAACUUAGAAACUUUGUAAGCAUAGCAUUUUUAAGUUAAUGUUUUUACUAACUUUGCAGAGAGAUUUUUCUAACAUUUUUAAAUAGAUGAAAAUACGUACUUUUUGCAAGCAAGCUGUUUUUGUUUGUGAAUGUAAAUAAACAUAUAAAGUUA